UCGCGAGAAGAGAGGACGCUCCGGAGAGGUGCUAAUAGCUCACGGGGCAAUCUCACGCUGGGCCACAUUUUUGGUUGUAAUCGGCGCGAACGUGGUAAAUAAUUGUGAUCGGACGUGGGUCCCUGCGCCCCCCCACCGCCAGUCGGUGCGCGCGGCUCUGCCGCUGACAUGCCCGGUCUCCGCGGCUAGGGGUGUGGGCAGAAUGCCCCUCGGCCCUGUCUCGGCUGCUUGCGCUUCUCUGCUGCUCAGCUGCCUCUGUGUCGGGGUGAAGGGACUGCGGGACGACCUCCCCCCGACCUCGACGGUCUGCAAGACGUUCCCUGGUCUGACCAAGGGGCAGCUGGAGCUCUGCCACAAGUACCCUGACGUCACGGCUGCAGCCUUCCACGGCCUCCAGAUGGCAGUGGAGGAGUGCCAAUAUCAGUUCAGGUGGCAUCGAUGGAACUGCUCUUCCCUCAACACCAAAAAUAGAAACCCUCACAGCAGCUCUAUUCUGCAAAAAGGAUAUCGAGAGUCGGCCUUCUCCUACGCCAUCUCCGCGGCCGGAGUGGCCCACAGUGUGGCCAGAGCUUGCGGCCAAGGAACUCUCCUGACCUGUGGUUGCGAGCCUCGCUCCUUCUCCAAGACCCGGGGGAACUCCAAAAACCGCUGGAAGUGGGGCGGCUGCUCGCACAACCUCGACUUCGGCAUCCAGUUCUCCACAAUGUUCCUGGACUCCAGGGAGAGGGGACGGGGAGAUAUCCAGUCCAGGAUAAAUUUGCACAACAACGAGGCCGGCAGGCUGGCGGUGGCGAACCGGAUGCAGACACGCUGCAAGUGCCACGGGAUGUCCGGAAGCUGCGAGCUCAAGACCUGCUGGAAGUCCGCUCCGGACUUCCGGGUGGUCGGGAGUCUGCUGAAGGAUCGUUUCCGGACCGCCAUCAUGGUGGACCAGUCGAACAUGGGCAACGGCUCCCCCCUGGUCAUCCACCGCCGUAGGAGGACUCGCUACAGGAAGCGGAAGCGGCAGAAGAAGAGAAGAAGGGAUCUGUCGACAGAGCUCCUCUACUACCAGAAGUCCCCGAACUUCUGCGAGAGCAAUGCCGCGGAGGAUGUCGACGGCACCGUGGGUCGCCAGUGUAACAGGACCAGUCGGGGAGUCGACAGCUGCUCCUCCCUGUGCUGUGGACGAGGGUAUAACAUCAUCAAACAACGCCGCACAGACCGCUGCCACUGCAGGUUCCACUGGUGCUGCUACGUCGUGUGCCAGAAUUGCACGGUCGAGGAGUGGAUCACUGUCUGUAAAUAGUCCAAGCCCAAGAGUGGGCGGAGAUUUGGAGCAGUUUCGGUUCCGUGUUGUCGAUAUCCGAUAACCGGACAGUCGAACUUGGAACAUUCGAAAAUCUGGAUUAUUCGAACUGUUGUCCCGAUUACUUGACGUUCUUUACUUGAAUAAUAGUUUGGAAUCUUCGGUCAUUUGAAAUUUGUAUCGAUAAACAAUGAAUAUUCAACUAAAACAAUUUUUUAUUACUUAUUUCCAGACACGUGUUUCGGCUCUAAAUAAUGUUUUUCUCAUCUCUUUAAAGCCUCAGCUCUCGGCUAUGCUGGCUUGUUUAAUUCACUGUGGCUGCUAUUCCUGUAUGAUUGGACCUCCCCUGGAUUUGAACCCAUGAUCUCUCAGUUAGUGACUAUAUCCACUAGUCUGCGGAGGAGGACUUUUUUAAACUUCAUUUAAGCCUCAGCUUCAGCUAUGCCGGCUUCGAAGUGCACUGGUUUUUAUUAUUAUUAUUAAUAUUACAUGAUUGGACCUCCCCGGGAUUUGAACCCGUGAUCUCUCAGUUAUAGAGCCGUGACUAUAUCCACUAGUCUACGGAAGAGGACUUCUAAGUAAAUGAUAAACAAUAAACAACUAAAUAUACACAUGUGGACCAUUUAAACAUAUGUUAAAUUUGUACGACACAGUUGUAAUUUUGAUUAGUUUU
This is a messenger RNA of Homalodisca vitripennis (glassy-winged sharpshooter), 1961 nucleotides long. RefSeq names its product protein Wnt-10a (gene Wnt10). Gene Ontology annotation, molecular function: frizzled binding; cytokine activity. The record is from RefSeq and is a predicted model, not a curated record. Gene Ontology annotation, biological process: neuron differentiation; multicellular organism development; cell fate commitment. The transcript is spliced from 4 exons. The coding region runs from base 203 to 1288 and encodes 361 amino acids. Gene Ontology annotation, cellular component: extracellular region. NCBI's taxonomy places the organism in Eukaryota, Metazoa, Arthropoda, Insecta, Hemiptera, Cicadellidae.